UUCUUCGCUGAUCGAGAUACACUUGCGAACGAGUCUGGUUGGCGGCAGCACGUUUUAAAUAGUUGCUAAACUCAUUACACUGACUGUUCUUAUCCCACCUCUCUACUCGUUAUAUCGCCUACUGCGCGGCGAUGUGCACAUCGGGAAUGUGCGUGUCGUAUUCAUAAGAUAUGGAGUGGCGAACAGUGGUGACGAUAGUGCUGGUCGUAAGCCUUUGUUUUUUCAUGGUACCAAUUAGAGUGGAGCCGGAUAAAAAUGUUGAAGACGCCAAAUUGUUCGCGAAUUACAUUGACCGAUAUAACAAAUCCUACAAGGACAAUCCUGAAGAAUAUAAAAAACGGUUCGAGCGUUUUCAGAGAUCAUUGCAACAUAUCGAGAGGAUGAACGGUUUUCGCUCGUCACAAGAAAGCGCCUAUUAUGGACUGACAGAAUUCUCCGAUUUAUCCGGGGAUGAGUUCCUGGAACGAACCCUGAUGCCCGAUUUAUCCGUACGAAGUCAGAAGCACACGAGAGCGUCGUAUCAUCGUCAGCAUUCUACGGGCUCGGUUAAUCGUGUAAAAAGGAUGCCAGGGAUACUCCCUAAGUUUGACUGGCGGGACAAAGGGGUCGUGGGACCAGUUCGAAGUCAGGAGAGCUGCGGCGCGUGUUGGGCGUUCAGCACAGUCGGGGUGGCCGAAUCCAUGUACGCCAUCAAAAACGGAACUUUGUAUCCCUUUAGCGUGCAGGAAAUGAUCGACUGCAUGCCAGGCGAUUACGGGUGUCAGGGCGGUGAUAUAUGUAGCUUGCUCUCGUGGCUGCUGGCGUCAAAGACGGAAAUCAUCUCCGAGAACGAUUACCCGCUCACGUGGCGAACCGACACGUGCAGAUUAUCCAAAAUUUCUGCGAAGGCACAAAGAGGAAUCACGGUGACGGACUUCACGUGCGACAGCUUUGUAGAUGCAGAAAAAGAACUCCUAAAGACACUCGCGAUUCACGGACCCGUGGCGGUUGCCGUGAAUGCCAUGUCUUGGCAGAAUUACUUGGGCGGCGUAAUACAAUAUCACUGCGACGGAUCGUUUGAAAGCGUGAACCACGCGGUGCAAAUAGUGGGAUACGAUCUAACGGCCAGCAUACCGCAUUACAUCGUUAAAAAUUCGUGGGGCCCGACCUUCGGCGACAAGGGCUACCUUUACAUUGCACUCGGCAAAAAUCUAUGCGGUAAGAUUAAUUACAAGCGGUUUAGCAUGUGCGAUAUUUAUAGUUAUUAAAUUAUUUGUUUCAGCGAAUAAAAAUAAAUUAUUGUGUGUGUUUGCAGGCAUAGCCAAUCAGGUCUCGUCACUUGAUGUCGCAUGAUUGAUUGCAAAAUUUCAGAUCGUGCCUCUGUUUCAGGGGUUCAAGUACUCAAAA
Molecule: messenger RNA, 1386 nt
Organism: Ooceraea biroi (clonal raider ant)
Lineage: Eukaryota; Metazoa; Arthropoda; Insecta; Hymenoptera; Formicidae
Product: cathepsin O
Biological process (GO): proteolysis
Molecular function (GO): cysteine-type peptidase activity
Source: RefSeq, a predicted model, not a curated record